GAUCCUGAAAAAUCAGACCUGCGUCGGACGUUGUCUGGAGUUAAAUCUCGGAGUUAAAUCCCAUUUUGCAUCUAUUUUAUGGAUUUCAGGUAGGCCAAAUCAGAAGGUAAUCAGAAGCAGGAUCUACAGAACUCUUCAAUCAUGGCCUUGUUCAAUGUGCGGCACAUAACUUUAGGACUUCAUCGAAACUUAAGGUGCUCCACAAAGCUUCUCCCUUUAAAACAUGAGAGGUCUUUCACAUCCAGCCAGAAGGUACAUGUUGAUGACGCUGCUAGUUCUGGAACCCUUCCACAGUCAGAAAGAACUGUAGGUGCCGGUCAGAGUUUGUUUUUAGAGCUUAGCUCAUUUGGAUCAGUUGAAACUGCACUUGAAGCUAUAAACCAGAGAGAAUUUUCAGGAAAUGAAGCAUCAAUAGCCGUUAGAGCUCUGCGUCACAUCCAAAAGAAUGAUUCUUCUAAUCCAGAUAUUGCAACAGAUCAACGGUUUAACAAUUUGGCAGCUUCUAUCAUAGAGGGAAUAAAGAAUUUAAGCAAUGAAAGCCUCACAAGUACUCUUGCAAAUGCAUUUCAUAUGAACAGUAGCAAUGAUGAAUUUAUUCUUGCUUUAGAAGGUGAAUGCAGACGAAGACUGAGACUUCUUCCUAUUCGAUCAGUUGCAACCAUUGUGUGCAAUGACCAGUUAUUAUCAAAAAGAAUGGAAACCAAAGCACUUGUGAUUGAAGCGGCACGUGUCCUUGAGCUCCGCUGGAGGGAGUUACAGAAUCCUCAACUUGUGCGACGGUUGUUGCCAUCUGCGGCUAGAGUGUCAGAACCCCUACUAGAGCGUGUAGAAGACAAGACUUUAGAGAUGCUCAGCCAAUUUACUUUUCAGGACAUCACAGCCUUGAUGAAGUCAAUGGUGGCUACAAAAACAAGAUCACUUCCAAUCUUGCGGGCCAUAUCAUACCAGCUGCUUGAGCAGCGUUCACAGUGGGAAAUUCCUGCCAUGAUAGAUAUCAUGAGUGCAAUGGGCAAUUUAGGCUUCCAUAAUCCAGCACUUGUCAGUGAAUUUGCAGUGCAUAUACAGCAGAGACUUGAUGAAUGCUCCCUCAGUCUCUUGUGUGACAUUGCAAAGACAUAUGCUGUGCUGCGUAUCCAAGCAACCAGUCUCUUGGACUCCAUCCACAAUGUUGCAGCAGGUACAUUGGAGGAACUUACGAUUCUGGACCUGAAGAGGCUCUUGUUCGCAUAUAGUCAAUUUUCUUACCAGCCACCAGAUCCAAGCACAUUCUAUGCUGAAGUAGGAAAUAAAUUAGACGCAAAAUUUGAUGAAUAUUCUGUGAAAGAUCAGAUAGAUGUGGCCCACUCUCUGACAGUGCUAAAGCAAGUGCCUCAUAAGAUUGUAGCAAGAGUUGUUAAGCAUGUUGAGGAGAGUCAGAAGGAUCCUCUGCAGGUCACUCAUAAACUGAAGCUACUACAGAUCAAUGCUUAUUCCCAGCUGGAUUUCCCUCAAUAUGAAGGCCCCUACCUGACUUUAGAAAUGAAAUCCUUCCCCGAAGACCACAAAUUGUACACCUCAACAUUACACAGAUCUUUGUUUAAGGUGCUACGAGCUUCACUUGGAGAUGACUUGACCAUGGUAGAAAAUGUCAAAAGUGACCUUGGUUAUAUCAUAGAUGCGGAAAUUUCCAGCAAAUUGAAAGGAAAUGGUAAAAAGUUGGCAAUCGUCACAUUCAGCCCUCCAUCAUACCUCUAUUCAACAAGACAGUUGGUAGGACGUCUGGAAAUGAUGCUCGGUCACCUUGAACUCGCCGGAUACCAAGUAUUGCAGAUAUCUUACCAUGAUUGGUACCCUCUACGGACACCGGUGCAACAAGUCAAUUUCCUCAAAGACAAGCUAAAAGAAAUACUUGAAUAAAGGAAACUAGUCAUAAAAUACUCAAAAUGAGAAUUCAUUUAAUGAGCUAGUGUGAAUUAAUGCGGUCCUGUACUUGUCAUUAACGUUGUAUCGGGCGAUCUCAAUUAUCUUGAAAUAUUGCAUUAGACAUAGGUAGAAACGCAAAAUGCCAAGGCUCUGUGGCUAUAAAAAGUUGUUUUUUUUAUACCUCCACUCACCUUAUUACAUAGCUGCUAAAGGUUUUUGUCUCACCUGCAUAGCAGAGUGAGACUAUAGGCGCCGCUUUUCCGACGGCGGCGGCGUCAACAUCA
Messenger RNA from Lytechinus variegatus (green sea urchin), 2186 nucleotides. It is a transcript of the gene tbrg4, whose product is annotated as FAST kinase domain-containing protein 4-like. NCBI's taxonomy places the organism in Eukaryota, Metazoa, Echinodermata, Echinoidea, Temnopleuroida, Toxopneustidae. The record is from RefSeq and is a predicted model, not a curated record. Gene Ontology annotation, biological process: regulation of mitochondrial mRNA stability; mitochondrial RNA processing. The transcript has 6 exons. Gene Ontology annotation, molecular function: RNA binding. The coding region runs from base 142 to 1896 and encodes 584 amino acids. Gene Ontology annotation, cellular component: ribonucleoprotein granule; mitochondrial matrix.